CCCGGCGUGGUGCGCAGACGCAGUCUGCGCGGGGACUGGCGGGACUGCGCGGCGGCAACAAACAUGUCGGGGGUCCGGGGCCUGUCACGGCUGCUGAGGGCUCGGCGCCUGGCGCUGGCCAAGGCUUGGCCAACAGUGUUGCAAACAGGAACCCGAGGUUUUCACUUCACUGUUGAUGGGAACAAGAGGGCAUCUGCUAAAGUUUCAGAUUCUAUUUCUGCCCAGUAUCCAGUAGUGGAUCAUGAAUUCGACGCAGUGGUGGUAGGCGCUGGAGGGGCAGGCUUGCGAGCCGCAUUUGGCCUUUCUGAGGCAGGGUUUAAUACAGCGUGUGUUACAAAGCUGUUUCCUACCAGGUCACACACUGUUGCGGCGCAGGGAGGAAUCAAUGCUGCUCUGGGGAACAUGGAGGAGGACAACUGGAGGUGGCAUUUCUACGACACCGUGAAGGGCUCCGACUGGCUGGGGGACCAGGAUGCCAUCCACUACAUGACAGAGCAGGCCCCUGCCGCUGUGGUCGAGCUAGAAAAUUACGGCAUGCCAUUUAGCAGAACUGAAGAUGGAAAGAUUUAUCAGCGUGCAUUUGGUGGACAGAGCCUCAAGUUUGGAAAGGGCGGACAGGCCCAUCGGUGCUGCUGUGUGGCUGAUCGGACCGGCCACUCGCUAUUGCAUACCUUAUAUGGAAGGUCUCUGCGAUAUGAUACCAGCUAUUUUGUGGAGUAUUUUGCCUUGGAUCUCCUGAUGGAGAACGGGGAGUGCCGUGGUGUCAUCGCACUGUGCAUAGAGGACGGGUCCAUCCAUCGCAUAAGAGCAAAGAACACUGUUGUUGCCACAGGAGGCUACGGGCGCACCUACUUCAGCUGCACGUCUGCCCACACCAGCACCGGCGACGGCACGGCCAUGAUCACCAGGGCGGGACUUCCUUGCCAGGACCUAGAGUUUGUUCAGUUCCACCCCACAGGCAUAUACGGUGCUGGUUGUCUCAUUACGGAAGGAUGUCGUGGAGAGGGAGGGAUUCUCAUUAACAGUCAAGGCGAAAGGUUUAUGGAGCGAUACGCCCCUGUCGCGAAGGACCUGGCAUCUAGAGAUGUGGUGUGUCGGUCGAUGACUUUGGAGAUCCGUGAAGGAAGAGGCUGUGGCCCUGAGAAAGAUCACGUCUACCUGCAGCUGCACCACCUCCCUCCAGAGCAGCUGGCCACGCGCCUGCCCGGCAUUUCAGAGACAGCCAUGAUCUUCGCUGGCGUGGACGUCACGAAGGAGCCGAUCCCUGUCCUCCCCACUGUGCAUUAUAACAUGGGCGGCAUUCCCACCAACUACAAGGGGCAGGUCCUGAGGCACGUAAAUGGCCAGGAUCAGAUUGUGCCUGGCCUGUACGCCUGUGGGGAGGCCGCCUGUGCCUCGGUACAUGGUGCCAACCGGCUCGGGGCAAACUCUCUCUUGGACCUGGUUGUCUUUGGUCGGGCAUGUGCCCUGAGCAUCGAAGAGUCAUGCAGGCCUGGAGAUAAAGUCCCUCCAAUUAAACCAAACGCUGGGGAAGAAUCUGUCAUGAAUCUUGACAAAUUGAGAUUUGCUGAUGGAAGCAUAAGAACAUCAGAACUGCGACUCAGCAUGCAGAAGUCAAUGCAAAAUCAUGCUGCCGUGUUCCGUGUGGGAAGCGUGUUGCAAGAAGGUUGUGGGAAAAUCAGCAAGCUCUACAGAGACCUGAAGCACCUGAAGACGUUCGACCGGGGAAUGGUCUGGAACACAGACCUGGUGGAGACCCUGGAGCUGCAGAACCUGAUGCUGUGUGCGCUGCAGACCAUCUACGGAGCAGAGGCGCGGAAGGAGUCACGGGGCGCGCACGCCAGGGAAGACCACAAGGUGCGGAUUGAUGAGUAUGAUUACUCCAAGCCCAUCCAGGGGCAACAGAAGAAGCCCUUUGAGGAGCACUGGAGGAAGCACACCCUGUCCUAUGUGGACGUCAGCACUGGGAAGGUCACUCUGGAAUAUAGACCCGUAAUCGACAAAACUUUGAACGAGGCUGACUGUGCCACCGUCCCCCCAGCCAUUCGCUCCUACUGAUGAGACAAGAUGCGGUGAUGACAGAAUCAGCUUUUUGCACAGCCAGAGAACAACACAUCACACACAGGAAACAGUUGUGCUCGUGUGACUGGGGCCUCAGCACUAGGAAGGAGUGGACUCUUGGCACACGCAGCAGCUUGAAUAAAUCUGAAAGUCACUAUGCUGCGUAAGAGAAGCCAAAUAAAAAAGCGCAUGCUGUGUACAGAGGGUGUCAAGAAUGCCUCCUACGUGACGGAAGGCAGAUCCGUGGUUCCCUGCAGACUGGCAGGAGCAGAUUCCAAAGGCACAGGAAGAAGCUUGUGGGUAGAGUGAGUUCGUUACCUUCUGCGCACUGCACCACAAAAAAGCUGGUCAUAAAAAUGUGAACCAAAAACAAAGGUGAAACUAGGAUAAGAUUUCUCACCUGUGUGAUUUGUAAAUGUGCAGGUUUGCCAUCGUGCUUUGCUUUUGAAGCUGUGGGGUACGAGGACUCUCAUAUGUCACUGUUGAACGCAGAACGUUGCAGCCUCAUGGAAGAGGAUUUGGCAGCGUCUAACAAAAGUAUGUGGCAUUUGCCCCUUGACUCAGCAAUUCUAGAAUCUGCCUCAAAAAAACUAGCAAAAAAAUGAAAGGACUUUAGGCACAGAGUUCUUUUCACAGCCUGAAUGUGUUUGCAGCCAAGUUCUUCACUGUGGCAUUUGUAAAACUGGAAACAAUCGAAAUGUCCAUCAGUAGGGGAUUAGGAACAUUAAUUCGUACAGUGGGGAACUCAGUACCAGAAGGAGGAAUGAGGAAUGCCUAUUGAUAAGGGC
Messenger RNA from Nomascus leucogenys (northern white-cheeked gibbon), 2849 nucleotides. RefSeq names its product succinate dehydrogenase complex flavoprotein subunit A (gene SDHA). The transcript has 16 exons. Bases 64 to 2058 code for a protein of 664 amino acids. Gene Ontology annotation, biological process: mitochondrial electron transport, succinate to ubiquinone; tricarboxylic acid cycle. The record is from RefSeq and is a predicted model, not a curated record. Gene Ontology annotation, molecular function: flavin adenine dinucleotide binding; succinate dehydrogenase (quinone) activity; electron transfer activity. Lineage: Eukaryota; Metazoa; Chordata; Mammalia; Primates; Hylobatidae.